Messenger RNA from Physella acuta, 1748 nucleotides. Its product is annotated as protein AATF. Lineage: Eukaryota; Metazoa; Mollusca; Gastropoda; Physidae. Gene Ontology annotation, biological process: regulation of transcription by RNA polymerase II. Gene Ontology annotation, cellular component: nucleolus; nucleus. The record is from RefSeq and is a predicted model, not a curated record.
GGUUGACAUAAAAAGUAAAAACACUGAAAACACAUGUAGAAAAGAAAAAGUGUGAUAUUUUAUUGUAGGCAGCCUCAGAUCUAGGAAUCUAGAUCUAAUUUUAUUUGUCAAAAAUGACUAGUUCACUAUUUGAUGAACUUUUUAAACUAAAAAAUACAGCACCUGAAACUGACGUAGACCCCGAAGAUCCUCUGGAUGGUUUUGGAGCAAAACUUGUAGAAGGGUUUACUGAAGCAGAAGCACUUGGAACUACAGCUCUCAGAAAGCAGGCUGCUAUCAUUGAAGAUGAUCCUCGAUACCAGGGCAAGAAGACAUCCAGAAAAGAUUUGUUUUCUGAUGAUGAGGAUGAAGGCCAUGGCAGUGUCACAAGUGAUAAAGAUUCUAAAGCCUCUGACAGUGAUAGCAAUGAGGAAGAAAAUGAUGAAAGCAAUGCCAGUGGUGAGGAGGAGGAGGAUGAAGAAAGCAACAUGGAGGAUGAUGAUGAUGGAGUAGAUGUGGCAUCAGAUGAGGAUGAAGAGGAAACAAAAGAACAAGCAGAUGCAUCUAUUAUGCCUAAAAGUAGCUCUGACGACAGAGAGAAAGGAAAAGUUGUUGCCUUUCAACUAGGUGUGUGGGAUGACAUCAUAAAGUGCAGGAUAGCGCUGCAGAAAUUAACAUCUGCCUGUAACAGGCUGCCCCUGCCUGACAAAUGGCCAAUGUUUAUGAUGGAUGGCAAGUUCAGAUUAGAAGCAAAUAAUGUACACAGCUCUGUCAGGAAACUGAAUUCUACGUUAUUAGAUCUACAGUCACUUCUAACAGAAAAGAAAAAUUCCAAACAGGAGUCAGCAGGUGGUUCAGAUGAGGAGAUCACCAGUGAAUCAGAACCUGAAGAUGAUGCUAAAUCAAAUGGCACAAAAAGUUCUAUGAAUGGUGUAGAGAAUGGCGAAGAUAAUGAUGCAGAGCUUUCAGAGGAGGAAGAUGAAGAGAAAGAUAUGGAUGUAUCAGAGAACAGUCAAAAACAUUCAGGUCGGCUUAAACGAAAAUUAAAUCUUGAGGAGAUUGAGGAGACGUUGGCCAAGAGACACAAGGAAUAUCAGACAUACAGAAAUGACACUUUGUCUAAAUGGGAUGAGAAGACCAGACUAGCACAAGGAAAAAUUCGGUCAAAAAACUUUGCAGCUUUUGAGAUGUCUGUGCUGAAACAGAUUGAGCAGGUUUUAGUAAACAGAGAAAGGCUGGUCAAAAGGUUACACCAACAGCGGACACCUUACAGAAUACUGGGGCAGUCAGAGGGUGGUGAGGAAAAAAAAGAUGAGGAGGUCACUGUAGAUGAUGAUGAUGAUGACCAAGAUGUAGAGCUGAAGCUAAAACAGAAGACAAAACAGGAGCUGCCACUAAACCAGGAGAUUAUAGAUGACAAUGAUUUCUACCAUGUGUGCCUCAGGGACUUGAUUGAGAUGAAACAGAAUGAGGAGACAGAUCCAGUCAAUGCCAGCAAACAGUGGUUAGAAAUUCAACGUCUUAGGAAUAAACAGAAGAGGAAAGUUGACACGCGGGCCAGUAAAGGUAGAAAAAUAAGAUACAAUGUGAAAGAAAAGUUGAAGAACUAUAUGACACCAUUCGACAAGUCUCUUUGGUCUGAUGAACAGAAAGAUGAUUUGUUUAAAGCAUUAUUUGGUGGCAGUAAAUUUCAAGUGACAGAGCAAGCCACUAUAAACUUGGGGAUAUGAGAGAAAUUUUUUUUAAUUUAAAUAAAGUUUUGAAUUGUU